This is a messenger RNA of Drosophila mauritiana, 2514 nucleotides long. RefSeq names its product tRNA (uracil-5-)-methyltransferase homolog A. Gene Ontology annotation, molecular function: RNA binding; RNA methyltransferase activity. Gene Ontology annotation, biological process: RNA processing. The transcript is spliced from 4 exons. The record is from RefSeq and is a predicted model, not a curated record. NCBI's taxonomy places the organism in Eukaryota, Metazoa, Arthropoda, Insecta, Diptera, Drosophilidae. Bases 77 to 1924 code for a protein of 615 amino acids.
CACACUGUUGCAUCUUCACGUGUUUUCUUUCUGUUUAUAUUUUAUUUUCCUUAAUAAAUCGGCUUCUUUUAAGCAAAUGGAGUGUUUAAAUGCGGAAAUAUCAGCUGACGGAGUGGCUAAAAGCAUAGAGACCGAGGAGAUUGCGGAAACUGUAGUGAAAGCUUAUGAAACCACGCGUGCAAAUGGCGAGGAUGAAGCCGGAACACCCGGCGAGGAAUACGCUUACUUGGAGCGAAAUGAAUUCACUUCGGAAAUAUUCAAAGUUGAAGUGAAGAACAUGGGAUAUUUCGGUAUUGGGGAGUUUAAGAAGCUUUUGAGAAACACCCUCAAAUUCGACGUGACCAAAAUCAAGGCUCCAACCCGAAAAGAGUUCGCCUUUGUGUGCUUCCGCAGUCAGGAGGAUCAACAGAGGGCCUUGGAGAUCCUGAAUGGAUACAAAUGGAAGGGAAAGGUGCUGAAGGCUCAUGUUGCCAAGGCCUCGGCCGAUCCUCUGCAGAAAAAACGAGCUGCCGAGGAUCAGGAGUCGGAGAGAAAGCCCAAAAAACAACGUACGGCGGUGGAAGCCACGUGUCCUCUGUCGCACAUUGCCUACGACCAGCAGCUCAAACAGAAAUCCGAGGAGAUGUCGGCACUUCUGGCGAAAUACACCCAGGAACUUAGGCGGGUCAAUCCGCGGGCAAAGCCACACUUGGAUAAGUUCCAAUUCCACGGGGUGCUUCCCUCACCCACCGUCAAUGGGUAUAGAAAUAAAAACGAGUUCACCGUGGGAAAGAACUCAGCAGGCGAAGUGGUUGUGGGCUUCAGAUUGGGCUGCUACAGCGAUGGAUCUGUGGAAGUAGCCGAGGUCGCAGACUUGCCACAUCUACCAGAGCAGGCCAAGUGGGCCGCUCGCAGUUUCCAGGACUUGGUGAGGAAAUCCAAGUUCUUGCCCUUUAACCCGGACGGAAAUGUUGGCCACUUCCGACAGCUGAUGGUACGGUGCUCCAGUGCCACAGGUGAACUUAUGCUGGUGGCGGGCAUAUACUCCUCCAACUUAAGUGAAGACGAACAAGCUGAACUUAAGCAAGAACUGAAGUCCUUCUACGAAGAGCUUGGGAAGGAUGCUCCGUACAAAUGCACCUCUCUGUAUUACCAGGAUGUUAAACAUCGGGAAGCAGGGCAGACGAUUAAUCCGGUGGAACACAUUUCGGGCAGCACCCACAUCACCGACACCAUACAGGGACUCCAGUUUCGAAUCAGCCCACUGGCCUUUUUCCAAAUCAACACAGAAGGAGCCAACGUGUUGUAUCAAAAGGCCAUUGAUCUAGUUGCUCCUACUAAGGACACAACCAUGUUGGAUAUCUGCUGUGGUACUGGCACCAUUACACUUGCCUUUGCUAAACACUGCAAGAAAGUGAUGGGCGUGGAGAUCGUCCCUGAUGCCAUCAAGGAUGCCGAGUUUAAUGCGGAGGCGAAUGGCAUUAAAAAUGCGAAGUUCUUCACAGGAAAUGCAGAUGAUUUCAUCAAGAGUAUGGUGCGCGAAGCUCUCUACGAUCAGGAGCCGGGUAAACCGUUGGAUCUUAUUGCCGUGGUCGAUCCUCCUAGGGCUGGGCUGCACCACCGCUCUAUAGCCGCAAUCCGAUCAGCAGAUGCCAUCAAUCGUCUGGUCUACGUCUCCUGCAAUCCGCACAGUGCUAAGCGGAAUUUCAUCGAGCUGGCCCGACCGGAGUCUAAGCAAUACAAGGGGGAGCCAUUCUACCCAAAGUCCGCAGUGGCCGUUGACAUGUUUCCCCACACCAUGCACACCGAACUGGUCAUUCUGUUCGAGCGUGAACCUAAAACAAAGGCGGAUGGGAAGUCAGCGCCAGCGGAGGGGGCUGCACAGUCAAAGUCUGAGGCAACCGAAGAAGCUGUAAGCGAGGAGAACACCGCAUCCGUAACGUGACGUGUUUGUUGCCGGGUCAGUUGCGAUUCGCUGAGACACCCAAUAUGUCUCAGUACCUCCUAUCUGCCGCGAUGCUGGCCUCUAUCAUUGUCUCUCUUUGUGGCGACUGCUCUACGACUUUUAUUGUUUUAAAUUGAUUUAAUUGUAUUUACGCUGUGCGACGGGGAGGAAGUGGAAAAAGUGACAGAUGCGACUUCCUAUUUAGCAAAAGACUAAGUUUAAAGCCCUGUUAAACUCGACAUAGUCCGACAUCCCCAUCAGUGCUACUCAGGCCUCUGGAGGCCCCUGUGUGCGUGAUAAGAAUCGCUGCUUCGGUGGAAGUGUGGUGCUCAUAUAGUGCUCAUAAAGGUGUAGCAACCGCGUGAAAAAACAGCUGGGAGGUGCUCCAAGUCCAACGCCCCCUCAAGGGCAAAUUGAUGAACAACGACCCUGACAGCGAUCAUUGAUCAUGUCCGACCAGGUACCACUUAACGAUUAUUUCAUAGUCUAAACAUAUGUUCUAUUGUUAAAAGUAGAAAGGGUAGUAUUUAAAAGAUGUUGACGUUGAUAUUGAUCUAUCAACCAUAUUAAAAGAUUCGAAAAUGACUUCA